Messenger RNA from Carassius carassius (crucian carp), 2090 nucleotides. RefSeq names its product protein farnesyltransferase subunit beta-like. Gene Ontology annotation, cellular component: protein farnesyltransferase complex. Bases 212 to 1543 code for a protein of 443 amino acids. The record is from RefSeq and is a predicted model, not a curated record. The transcript has 12 exons. Gene Ontology annotation, molecular function: protein farnesyltransferase activity. Gene Ontology annotation, biological process: protein farnesylation. Lineage: Eukaryota; Metazoa; Chordata; Actinopteri; Cypriniformes; Cyprinidae.
AAAUAAAGAACAGCAUAACGUUCGGAAACCGCCAUAAAACCAAAACAAUAAGAACUACAGAACGUUCGCAACCCGCCAUAAAAUCAAUAGAAGAAGAAAGGCGUCUCAUGUCAUCAUCACUAUUUGCGCUUUCUCAAAUGUGCCUUCAGGUUUUCCGUACUUGAGCUCUAAGUCACUUGACUCCAUUGAGGAAACCCCUCCCACGCCGUCUAUGGUCUUGACACUUGCUCUGCUGGAAAACUGCUUCAUUUCAAUUAAAGUGCAUGUGUUUUCAAAUCUUAUCAUGGAAGAGGCAUCUCCUCCUCUGCGAUGCUUUCGUGAAUCACACUGCACUGAGCUUUUCAACGAUGACGGCGUGCAAACGGUAACCUCGAAAGAACAGAGAAAAGUUGAACGCAGUAUUCAAGAGGUGUACAGUGUUUACCAGCAAAUUCACACCUCACCGCAGCCUGCUUUAUUGAGGGAGCAACACUAUCAUUAUCUGAAGAAAGGUUUAGGCCAUCUCUCUGAUGCAUAUGAGUGUUUGGAUGCCAGCCGGCCUUGGCUCUGCUACUGGAUCCUGCACAGUCUGGAGCUGCUAGAGGAGCCCGUGCCGGCAGCAGUUGCCUCAGACGUGUGCCAGUUCCUGGCCAGAUGUCAGAGUCCGACAGGUGGGUUCAGUGGUGGUCCGGGUCAACACGCUCACCUGGCUCCCACCUACGCAGCUGUAAAUGCCCUUUGCAUCCUGGGCACAGAGGAGGCCUACAAAGUCAUCAACAGAGAGAAGCUCCUGGACUUCCUGUACGCUGUGAAGCAGCCAGAUGGCUCCUUUGUGAUGCAUGUGGGCGGGGAGGUGGACGUCAGGAGUGCUUAUUGUGCUGCUUCUGUGGCUUCACUCACCAAUAUAAUCACCCCCACCCUGUUUGAUGGGACGCACAAUUGGAUUCUCAGCUGUCAGAACUGGGAGGGCGGUUUAGGUGGAGUUCCAGGACUUGAGGCACAUGGUGGCUACACCUUCUGUGGUACUGCUGCUCUGGUCAUACUGGGCAAAGAACAUAUGCUGGAUCUCAAAGCCUUGUUACGCUGGGUAACCAGCAAACAAAUGCGCUUUGAAGGUGGAUUUCAGGGCCGCUGUAACAAGCUGGUGGAUGGAUGUUACUCCUUCUGGCAAGCAGGACUAUUACCGUUACUCCACAGGGCUCUUUUUAAAGAAGGAGACUCAACACUGAGUGUGAGUAGCUGGAUGUUUGAGAGAAAGGCUCUGCAGGAAUACAUCCUCGUCUGCUGCCAGAAUCCUGGUGGAGGCCUUCUGGACAAACCUGGCAAGUCUAGAGAUUUCUACCACACGUGCUACUGUCUGAGCGGACUCUCAGUAGCACAGCAUUUCGGAAACAAAGACCUCCACAACGAGCUGAUCCUCGGUCGGGACGAGAACAGACUGGCACCAACUCAUCCAGUUUACAACAUCUGCCCAGAGAAGGUCGUCAAAGCUAUUGAACAUUUCCACCGGUUACCUGUUCCAGGUCAGAUGGGACCUACACCAAGUGCAAUGGACCAGUCAUAGACUUUUCCUUUUUCUAUUAUAAACACACAUUGGGGGUUUGAGCUAGCUUGACCUAAUGCAGAGGCAUCUUCUGUAAAUGCUGUAGCCAAACGUACCUUGAUGGUCUUUACAGCAUCUACAGAUGAGGAAACACUCUUGAGAGCCUGAUCUACUACAGCUUAUGGGUUUUAGCCAGGGAAAACAGUAGAGACUGACUAGGCGAGGUGUUCUUCAUGCACCAGUCGUUGAUUGAUAUUUUAUUCCAACAUUCCAGCUUAUUUUGGGCUUUAGUAAAUGUUUCCUAGAGUGCAUGUGGCAGAAAUAAAGACUUGGAUGGAUGUUUGUUUUUAUUCACUGGCAGGUAUAUUGUGGAGGAUCUAUACUCAUUGAGGGCAGUCCAUUAUUUAACUCAUUAAUCAUCUCUUAUUUGGAGUGCUGCUUGACUGAAAUUAAUAUGGUAAAUGCCAAAUGCGUAGAUAUAGUUUUCAGUGUUUACAUUUUGUAAUCUUUGGCUGCAGUUGAAAAAUACCAUCUGUGCUGUUCAGUGAGCUUUUAAACUGUAUUCAGU